Plasmodium malariae is the source of this 2577-nucleotide messenger RNA. RefSeq names its product NADPH--cytochrome P450 reductase, putative (gene CPR). Bases 1 to 2577 code for a protein of 858 amino acids. Gene Ontology annotation, cellular component: cytosol. Gene Ontology annotation, molecular function: oxidoreductase activity; FMN binding; flavin adenine dinucleotide binding. The record is from RefSeq and is a predicted model, not a curated record. The transcript has a single exon. NCBI's taxonomy places the organism in Eukaryota, Apicomplexa, Aconoidasida, Haemosporida, Plasmodiidae.
AUGUUUAACAGUACGAUGGAUGAUGAUAUAAAGAAGAGGAGCAAAAUUUUAUUAUUGUACGGUUCAGAAUAUGGCACGGCCUACGACUGCUGCAGAAAUGUUUUAUAUGAACUGUAUAUGCAUUUUCAUAUAGAUUUUUUUUGCUUGAAUGAUGUAAAUUUAAUGAGCUUUUAUAGAUAUGAAAAUAUUAUUAUAAUUGUUAGUACAACAGGAUAUGGUUGCUAUACACAUAACAUGUCCAAGUUUUGGAAAGACUUACAUAAGACGAACUUAGUAUUUUAUGAUACCAUGAAUUUUCAUUUAUUUGGCCUAGGUGAUAGUUCAUAUGAUAAUUAUAACAUUGUAGCUAAAAAAUUAAGAAAAAAACUAAAAUCAUUGGAUGCUAAUAUUGUUAAUUAUAACUUAGGUAAUUAUCAACAUCCUUCAAUGCAUUUUACAAAUUUCAAUAUUUGGAAGGCGAACGUUUAUGAGUUUUUAAAAAAAAAUUUUUUUCAUUUUCAAAUAAAUGAUAAUAUUCCAUGCUUGUUUAACGUAAAGCAUAUAUAUAGUCAUUCUAAAAAUGAACAGCAAAAAGAUAAUGGAAUAAAAAUAAGCCAAAAAGAAGAAAUCACAGCUAAUAAAAAUGGUAAAACGAAAAUCAAAAAAAGCAAUUCUUACAAAGUAAACACGAUAAAGGAUGAUAAUGUAACUGCACCAUAUGAUGAAACAAAUAAUGGAAAAGUUUCCGUUGUGGUAAAUGUAAAUACGAACAAAUAUCAAGCAAAGGAGGAGCAGUUAGAGGAAUCGUGCACUAACAUAGGCGGUGAAAUAAAUAAGGUGGUAAAGAAACUGCAAUACGAAUAUUCAAAUUUGGAAGGGAAAAAGUGUCAUAACAUUUAUGAGAACAAUACUCUUAGUAGUGAUAAUAUUAUUACAAAUUAUGCAGAUUUCAGUAUAGAUGAAUAUUUUUGUAAGUCGUCAAAUUUCAUGAAAUUUGAAGUGUUAAAAAAUGAAAAAUGUAGUGAUGAAUCGUAUCAUCAAGAUGUUAGAUACAUUGAUUUAAUAGCCCCAACACGAUGUUUUAAUGUGAGCGAUUUAAUAAAAGUUCAUCCAUUUUUAAAUGAAGAGAAGACAAAAAAUAUUUUAAAUUUAUUAAAAAUUAAUUAUAAUGAUUAUAUAAUAAUUAUUCAAAACGAUCAUGUACAUUGUACAAAUAACACAUUUAUUCCUGUUAAUAAAAAAAUAAAAAUAUUAGAUUUGUUUAUAUAUUUUCUAGAUCUUAAUAAAAUUGUUACUCCUUUUUUUUUUUUAUAUUUAAGUAAAAAAACAGUUAGUGAUAUACACAAAAAGAAAUUUUUACAACUUGCUGACACGAACAAUAUUUCAGAUUAUUUUUCCUACGUUUAUCAAGAUAAAAGGUCAUAUUAUGAUAUAUUUUUUGAUUUUUAUAAUUAUAUAAAAAUUGAUGUGUCCUUUCUUAUUAACACAUUACCAUCUAUUCAAGAGAGAUGUUAUUCCAUAUUGAAUACUAUAGAUUCUUAUUAUUUUUUAAAAAAUUUUAACUUUUAUAAUUUGUACUACUUUAGCACAAACCCAAAUUUUUCUUGGAUUAUUCAUAUUUUGAAAUUAAAUUAUUAUAUAAAUAAAAAAAAAAAUGCGUUAAACAUUUUGUCUUCUUAUACCUAUAACAUAAUGAUGGAGAAAAUGAUUUAUUCGUUAAAAUAUACCAACAUAAUAAGAAAUAGAAUAACGCAAAAUAAGAUAGAUAUUAUUGAAUUAUUAGUGUGCUUAUACGAAACUACAAUAAAUAAAAAUAAAAAAUGUGUUGGACUGUGUUCAGAUUAUUUAAUAAAUUUAAAACCUGGCUCCUGCAUUUAUGCCAAAAUUGAAAAUAGCUUAUUAUGCACAAAUAAAAAUAUAUUAAAUCUUAAUUAUAGAAUUAUUUAUAUUUCUAUAGGAGCAGCUUUCAGUAGCCUACUAGGGGUUAUUCGACAUCGCCAUUAUUUGUAUAAUCGUCUGUAUAAAAACAAGCCAAAGGAAAAGCAAAACGAAAAGAAAAACGUUUAUUCGUCAUGCAACUCGUUCAAUAAAGAUCUUCUUUUCCUUGGUUUUAGAAACAGGUUAAACGAUUUCUAUUUUCAAGAGGAGUUACAAAAUUAUUUAUAUUUCAAUUAUAUAUUUGUGGCUUUCUCCAGACUCGAAAGGGACAAUUUUCUCUUUUAUAACGAGGAAGUUCAAAAGUGUUCACGUGAUAAUACAUAUAAUAACUCGACAAACCCGAACAAAUAUUUCGAAACAAGAGAAAAUAGAAUUAUUCAAAUGAACUACGAAGAAAUGAAACAACUUUUGAAAGAAAAGAAAAAAUUAUAUGUAACUGAUCUAAUUUUGAUGUUACAAGACAUGAUUUAUGAACAUUUAAAAAAUAUAAAUACAAUAAUUUUAAUAUCAGGAAAAUCUCGUCCAUUUUCGCAAAAUUUAAUUAAAAUGUUUGCUAAUAUUAUAAAACAAAAGGAACAAAAUAAAAGCAUGGAAGAAAUAAAUUUAUUUUUAAAAAAAAAAAUAGACGAUUUCUCUAUUAUAUUAGAAUCUUGGUAUUAA